CAUUUAGAUGCUAUGUGCAACAGUAAACGUCAAUGUCAGUGGAAGAGUGACUCGGACAGAGAGCAGUCUAUUUUAGUGAGCCAUUCACACAGGGGUUAUAAACUAUAAAUCUGAAUGAUUUUUCCCCUGUCCGCUCUCAGCUACUCUCCCAUCCUAAACUCCCUCACUCUCUCCCUCAGCCUUUUCUACACCUUAAAGGUCUAAGACAAUAAGGGAAACAUGGCGGACGCACCCAAACCAAAAGAAAAGUCCAAGAUCUCCUCAGCCCGACGAUUGGGGUUGAAGAUCAGAUUGCUCACAGUAGCUGGCCAGAUGCUAGAGGUUGAGACGGAGGAGAAGAAGAGAGAAAGAGAAGAAGCUCUGGCUGAGAGAGUCCCUCCUCUCAAGCUUUCUGGCUUGUCUGUGGAUGAGCUCAUGGAUUUGUGCAAAGAUCUGCACCGUAAGAUUGACGUGGUAGAUGAGGAGCGAUACGACGUGGGACUGAAAGUUACCAAAAAUGACAAGGAGUGCCAUGAGUUGGGGCUGAAGAUCAUUGAGCUGCAGAGCAAGUUCAAGAAGCCAAGCCUGAAGAGGGUGAAGAUCUCAGCGGAGAUGAUGCUCAGUGUUCUGCUGGGCUCCAAGCACAAAGAGACAAUCGACUUCAAGUCCAACCUCAAGACAGUCAAGAAAGCAGAGGAGAAGAAAGAGGAGGUUACCGACUGGCGUCAAAAUGUGGAUGCCAUGUCAGGCAUGGAGGGCAGAAAGAAGAUGUUUGAUGCUUGAUAAGAUUAGUGAUGAUUAUCAAGGAAGGCUUUUCUGAUUGGAGAUAAAAGAAGAUGCAAAAGAAAAGGAGAGGACAACUGAAGGUAUCAAUAAUAACUGUAAGAGAUAACUGAGUGAACACAUGGAGAAGAAAGAAAAAGUUAUUACAUAUAUUUGUUAUUUUUUGUACAUGAAGUCAAAUUUUUUAUUUAAAUGACUAUAUGAGACUGAAGCAAAUAUAAAUAGUUAAAAUACGUUUUUAUUAAGUAUUAAUACAAUAUGUAUUGUAUUUGAGCAAAUGCAUUUCUUUAUUUGCAACACCUGUAUGCAGAAGUUACAAGACAAUAAAAAAAUGGUUUGAGUAUU
Salmo salar (Atlantic salmon) is the source of this 1107-nucleotide messenger RNA. RefSeq names its product troponin I, slow skeletal muscle-like. The record is from RefSeq and is a predicted model, not a curated record. Gene Ontology annotation, biological process: cardiac muscle contraction; skeletal muscle contraction. NCBI's taxonomy places the organism in Eukaryota, Metazoa, Chordata, Actinopteri, Salmoniformes, Salmonidae. Gene Ontology annotation, cellular component: troponin complex.